Lactuca saligna is the source of this 1910-nucleotide messenger RNA. The record is from the annotation of a GenBank genome assembly. Lineage: Eukaryota; Viridiplantae; Streptophyta; Magnoliopsida; Asterales; Asteraceae.
AUGUUCCUCUCAUCCUUCUUGCAUAUGAUUCAACUUCAACGUCUCCCUAUUAUGCCACCAUCACAUUCGUUCAUCCAGUCGAAGAUGUUCAUGGAGGCAUCUGAUUCAAAUCCCUUUCACAUCAGAUUUAAAUCCACCGGAGAAUGUGCUUCUUCAUAUACCUUCCACCUCAUCCGCUAUUCCUUCAAACAUAAAUUUGGGAUUUUUAUGGCGGUGGCGACGCUAGGGCUUGCUUUAACAGACUACUCUUUUUCCAUCGUGUGCGACUUGAAGGCGACCUGUCUAAGGAGGAGAUUGGUGAUCAGAGACGUGAUAAGCGAGAUGGUGUGGUGGUUCAGAACAGAUAGGUGUUCAUCGGUUUUCGAAGCCCCAAGAAAUCGCUGGACAUCGAGACUUCACUGCAAGUCAAUGGCGUCUGAUCUCGUCGCCAAGGCUAAAGAGGCUUUCAUUGACGAUCACUUUGAACUCGCCGUUGACCUAUAUUCCCAGGCCAUCCUCAUCAACCCUACCGACGCCGACCUGUUCUCCGAUCGCUCUCAGGCUAACAUCAAGCUCACAAACUUCACAGAAGCUGUUUCUGAUGCGAACAAAGCAAUUGAGUUGGACCCCACAAAUCCAAAACCAUAUCUGCGCAAAGGCACUGCAUGUUUCAAUCUUGAAGAAUAUCUGACAGCUAAAACAGCCUUCAAAGCUGGUGCUUCUUUAGUUCCAGAUGAUACAAGAUUCAUAGAAUGGAUCCAAAAGUGUGACAAAUGCAUUGCAGAGGAAAAUGAUGAGGUAUCGAUGCAAUCUGUGGAUUCAAUUUCAACCCCCACUGAGGUGGCGACUUCUCAAGCACCUGAAAGAACCGAUGCAGCUACAAAAGAUGUGGAACAAGUAAAUAAUGUAUCUACCGAAUUGGCAACAAGGACUCCUGCCAAACCAAAAUUCAGGCAUGAAUUCUAUCAAAAACCAGAGGAGGCAGUUGUGAGUAUAUUUGCAAAAGGCAUACCAGCUGAGAAUGUCUCAGUUAGCUUUGGUGAACAAAUACUAAGUGUGACAAUUGACAUCCCUGGUGAAGAGGCUUACAUUUUUCAACCACGAUUGUUUGGAAAGAUAAUUCCUGCAAACUGCAAAUAUGUUGUCCUGUCAACAAAAAUAGAAAUUCGUCUUGCAAAAGUGGAACCAGUUCACUGGACAUCUCUUGAGUUUAGUAAUAACAGUUUGGUUGUAAGAAGCAGCACUGUUUCAUCAGGUAAUCAAAGGCCAAUGUACCCUUCCUCAAAACCUACAAAAGACUGGGAUAAACUUGAAGCUCAAGUGAAAAAGGAGGAAAAAGAUGAAAAACUUGAUGGUGAUGCAGCUCUGAACAAGUUUUUCCGUGACAUAUAUCAAGAUGCUGACGAGGAUACAAGAAGGGCCAUGAGAAAAUCUUUUGUGGAGUCGAACGGGACAGUGCUGUCGACCAACUGGAAAGAGGUGGGAUCGAAGGAGGUGGAAGGAACUGCACCGGAUGGUAUGGAACUCAGGAAAUGGGAAUAUUAAUUAAAAGCCAACGCACUUUUUGUUUUCUUUUGUUUUGUGUGUCAUAGCUCAUAACGUUGGUUAAUCUGUUAUUCAUAUUCCUUCUGCUAGUUUUGCUUUUUGUUGCUAUUUACUCUUAAGUUUAAACAUCCUUAAGAGUGUUUUUUUUUGGUAUAGAUGUGUUUUUGACUUUUAUGUUUUGAUGAAAAAUUUCUCAUUUUGGUUGAUAAUGAAAAAUGUAUGGUUUUAUAUUUGUUUCUUUUCUUUAAAAAGAUUUCAUGUUUAUAGCCCACCAAAGUGGUUAGGUCUAUCCAGACACAUGGAAUAAGAGGCUGUUUGGUAUGCCUCUUAAUGGUUCCAUCACAAGGUACGCUCUUGGUUGGACUUAUCUUAAUGGGACAUCUCAC